Molecule: messenger RNA, 1687 nt
Organism: Suillus clintonianus
Lineage: Eukaryota; Fungi; Basidiomycota; Agaricomycetes; Boletales; Suillaceae
Product: surfeit locus protein 6-domain-containing protein
Exons: 6
Coding region: 133-1368 (411 amino acids)
Biological process (GO): ribosomal large subunit biogenesis; ribosomal small subunit biogenesis
Cellular component (GO): nucleolus
Molecular function (GO): DNA binding; RNA binding
Source: RefSeq, a predicted model, not a curated record
GUGCAAUUUUAUUCCCUAAUUUAGUAGGCAUUUCGACCACUCAACGCCGGAAGGCCGGAGACACCGUCAACAAUCAAGGUAGCAGUCACCUAGUACUAGUGCGCACUAAUACCUUCGGUUCGUUCGUACACAAUGCCGACGACACCCAUUGAAGUUCUGCGCGCAUCAGUCGAGGCUCAUAAUGCUACAUUUGAAGCUUUAUUGAACCUGAUACCCGCCAAAUACUAUCUGGCGAAAGAUGGCCAUGAUGCAGACGAUGCCGUUCCAUCCAAGUUCCAGAAACACAAAAAAAAUCAGAAGGCACCCAAACAAGCUGCGAAGGAGGCAUCAAAAAAGGCUCGCAGGGAUAAGCUUGACCCUGCCAAUCAAAAGUCGGUCAUCGACCUCCAGAAUGAAGCUGCCCUGGAACUGGAACAAAACAACUCGAAAGUCAAUGGAAAACGGAAAGCUGCGACGCUCGUACCUGGAUCUGACGAUGCUGACAACGACGACGACGAUGACGACAUGCAAGUCGAUGAUGUGGACCUCGACGAUGCUGUUGCGUCUGCUACACCUGCCUCCUUAGUGCCUAUGGCCAAACCAGAGAGCAUUGCCGCUCUUCGAGAUAAACUACAUCUGCGCAUGGCAGCUCUCCGGCGUGGUGGACAAGGUGGUGGAGAGCCAGGAGAUAGAGACGAGCUUUUGGAGGAACGGAGAAAGCAACGCGCCGCCCUCCGUGAAAAAAGACGGAAAGAAACAAGAGAAAGGCGCAAGGCAGAGGCUGAAGGUAAAAAAGGAAGCAAGAAGGAUUCAGCAACGAGGGGUCUUGCUGUCAAGAAUCAGCUACUUGUUCCGGACUUGCCGGUCGCUUCGAAAGGAACUGCGUCAUCUCGUCUUACCGAUGGUCCAUUGACCAAUGUGACUUUUUCUGCGGUGGCUGGGAGUUCGAGCAAAAAGGCCGCAUCACUCAAGACAUCUUCCAAUCCUAAUCAAGCUUUGUCGCAGCUCGCUGCGCGGAAGGAAAAAUUGGAUGCGAUGCCAGAAGAUAAACGCAAAUUUAUAGAAGACAAGACUCGUUGGGCCAAAGCGGAGGCGCGUGUUGAAGGUGUCAAGGUCAAGGACGAUGAAGUGCGCCUCAAGAAAGCAGUAAAACGUAAAGAAAAAGAGAAAACGAAGAGCAAGAAGUCCUGGGAGGAGAGGAAAGACCAACUUACGGCUUCCAUGGCUGCAAAGCAGAAGAAACGUUCAGAUAACAUCGCGAUGCGAAACGAGCGACGGAGCGAUAAAAGAAAAUCGUCGUCAUCAAAGGGGAAAACUAAAGCUCGACCUGGUUUUGAGGGGAAAUCUUUCCAUAAGGGUAAAGGGAAAACUUCGAACAAGCAUAAGUAGUGUAGGUACUAUAGCCUUGAUGUGUGUCUAGGGAUAACUUAUGUUGAUCUCGUCUCAAGUGGGUCAUGCAACUGGUGUUCCUACGGUCUGUGCGAGAGGUGGGUGCUCUAUCAUUCAUGCAUGCUUCAUAUGUGGUAGCGAAGAGCUACUGCUUGUCGAUUCAUUGGCACAAGCCAGAAUAUACUCUCUGACAACGAUGCAGUUCAGACCUGCCACCCUUGAUCUGAUUCAGAUCCCUAAGGCAGUUUACUCGACUCCAGAUGGUUCUUGUUUAAUUGCUGCUCACGUCCGUGGCUCUGACUUGAUGUUGACAGCCUAU